Pantherophis guttatus is the source of this 8844-nucleotide messenger RNA. It is a transcript of the gene STRIP1, whose product is annotated as striatin interacting protein 1. The record is from RefSeq and is a predicted model, not a curated record. Gene Ontology annotation, biological process: cytoskeleton organization. Gene Ontology annotation, cellular component: cytosol. NCBI's taxonomy places the organism in Eukaryota, Metazoa, Chordata, Lepidosauria, Squamata, Colubridae.
AUGGAGCCGGGCUGCGGUGGUGGUCCGGGCUUGCUCAUCGUCAAUAACAAACAACGGAGCGGAGGACUUGGACUCACCACGACGACGCCCCCGCCACCGCCGGGAGGGAAAGGCCGGGAGCCUAAUCGUAACCAGCGUAAAGACUCGGAGGGCUAUUCAGAAUCACCAGACUUUGAGUUUGAAUAUGCAGAUGCCGACAAGUGGACCGCUGAACUCUCAGAACUGUACAGUUAUACUGAAGGUCCUGAAUUCCAACUCAACAGAAAAUGCUUUGAAGAAGAUUUUAGACUGCAUGUCUUGGAUAAAAAGUGGACAGAACUGGACACUAAGCAACAUCGUACUCAUGCCAUGAGACUUCUUGAUGGCCUUGAGGUCACAGCUCGGGAGAAAAGGCUCAGGGUAGCUCGAGCCAUCCUCUAUGUUGCACAAGGCACAUUUGAUGAGUGUAGUUCAGAAGCGGAGGUUCAGUUUUGGAUGCGAUACAACAUUUUUCUUCUGCUUGAAGUUGGAACAUUUAAUGCUUUGGUGGAGCUUUUGAACAUGGAAAUUGAUAACAGUGCUGCCUGUAGCAGUGCAGUGAGGAAGCCUGCUAUCUCCUUGGCUGAUAGCACAGAUUUGAGGGUGCUUCUGAACAUUAUGUACCUUAUUCUGGAGACUGUCCGUCAGGACUGUGAAGGAGAUAAGCCUGAGUGGAAGACAAUGAGACAGACCUUCAGAGCUGAGCUAGGGGCACCUCUAUAUAACAAUGAGCCAUUUUCUGUGAUGCUCUUUGGCAUGGUCACCAAAUUCUGCAGUGGCCAUGCUCCACACUUUCCUAUGAAGAAAGUGUUGCUGCUGCUCUGGAAGACUGUCCUGUGCACCCUUGGAGGAUUUGAGGAGCUUCAGGAUAUGAAAGCAGAGAAACGAGAGAUGCUUGGUCUUCCUCCACUUCCUGAAGAUAGCAUAAAAGUGAUCCGCAACAUGAGAGCUGCAUCACCUCCGGCAUCGGCUUCAGAUUUGAUUGAGCAGCAGCAGAAACGGGAUCGGCGGCAACACAAGGCUCUUAUUAAACAGGAUAAUCUAGAUGCAUUCAAUGAGCGAGAUCCUUACAAAGCUGAUGAUUCCCGAGAAGAUGAGGAGGAGAACGAUGAAGACAAUAGUCUUGAGGGGGAGACAUUUCCUCUUGAAAGAGAUGAAGUGAUGCCGCCUCCUGUGCAGCACCCUCCAACUGACCGACUGACAUGUCCAAAAGGUUUGCCUUGGGCACCCAAAGUCAGGGAAAAAGAUAUUGAGAUGUUUCUGGAAUCUAGUCGAAGCAAAUUCAUUGGCUAUACCUUGGGGAGUGACACCAACACCGUAGUGGGAUUGCCAAGACCAAUUCAUGAGAGUAUCAAAACUCUAAAAUUGCACAAGUAUACAUCUAUUGCAGAAAUUCAAGUUCAAAUGGAAGAGGAGUAUCUGCGUUCUCCCUUGUCAGGGGGGGAAGAGGAAGUUGAGCAAGUUCCAGCUGAAAUCUUAUACCAGGGUCUUCUUCCUAGCCUGCCUCAAUACAUGAUUGCCUUGCUAAAGAUUCUGCUCGCUGCAGCACCCACCUCCAAAGCCAAGACUGAUUCCAUCAAUAUCCUUGCCGAUGUUUUGCCCGAGGAGAUGCCAACAACUGUGUUACAGAGUAUGAAGCUGGGCGUUGAUGUGAAUAGACAUAAAGAGAUUAUUGUAAAAGCUAUUUCUGCUGUUCUGCUGCUGCUGCUCAAGCAUUUUAAACUGAAUCAUGUAUAUCAAUUUGAAUACAUGGCUCAACAUCUAGUGUUUGCCAACUGCAUUCCACUUAUAUUGAAAUUCUUCAAUCAGAACAUUAUGUCAUACAUCACAGCAAAGAAUAGCAUUUCUGUUUUGGAUUAUCCAUAUUGUGUGGUACAUGAAUUACCAGAGCUGACUGCAGAAAGUUUGGAAGCUGGAGACAAUAAUCAGUUUUGCUGGCGGAACUUAUUUUCUUGCAUUAAUCUUCUUAGGAUAUUGAAUAAGUUAACAAAGUGGAAACACUCUAGGACCAUGAUGCUGGUAGUUUUCAAGUCUGCUCCCAUUCUAAAAAGAGCCCUGAAAGUAAAGCAAGCCAUGAUGCAACUCUAUGUAUUGAAACUUCUCAAAGUGCAGACAAAGUACCUGGGACGUCAGUGGAGGAAAAGCAACAUGAAAACUAUGUCUGCAAUCUACCAAAAAGUGCGACAUCGGCUCAAUGAUGACUGGGCUUAUGGCAAUGAUCUGGAUGCACGUCCAUGGGACUUCCAAGCUGAAGAAUGUGCUCUACGGGCCAGUAUAGAACGCUUCAACUCUCGACGCUAUGACCGGGCACAUAACAAUCCUGAUUUUCUACCUGUUGACAACUGUUUGCAAAGUGUGUUGGGUCAGCGGGUGGAACUGCCUGAAGAUUUCCAAAUGAAUUAUGACUUGUGGCUGGAAAGGGAAGUUUUUUCUAGACCUAUCUGCUGGGAGGAGUUGUUGCAAUGAUGAUUUAUAAAUGGAAAAUCUUUCAAGACACGGAGCUGUUACAUGUGCCCAAAGAUAAUGUUCCUGAUCUACAGUCAACCAAGCAUAGAGGAGAUAAAAUUGUUUUGUGACAUAUAACCAGCAGUUUUUCCUUUUUCCUCCAGGUGGCAGCAUGUAACUGACAAUGGCUUUCCUACAUCUUUGGGGCUGCUUUGGUUAUGGAUUGCUAUAGAGUAGCACAGCUUAAGCUCUGGGCCUGUUGUGGCAAAAUAUCAAAUGUCGAUACUGUUGUUCACUAAACAUGGACAACUAUUCUGUUCCAAAAUUAAAAUGGCAGAUUUUUUAGCUAUAUCCGCUAUCCUUGUCCCAGAAUGGCAAAGUGACAUCAUUUUCUUACUAGCUUCUAAGAGAAAAAGUGAAUUCUUAGCUGUGCAGAUGGGAAGAGAAAAGGGUAGAAAGCUAUCUAGUACAUAAGGAUACGGUCUGAUUAAGAGGAAUAGAAGCUGGAAAUAAGAUGUGUAUAUAGUAGUGCCACAGAAUCCUCAGUUUCUGGGACAAGGUUGGGCGUGUAAGUGCUAUAGUGUGUAAGCACUAUUUCGGUCUUAUCUCAGUCUUGAAAGAAGAGAAAAAGCAACUAUUUUGAUCAUGGGUGUUUUCCCAACUUGUGCCUCAGAUUGAAUCAAACUUUAAAUGAGUCACACUCAGUGUUUUUGAGAUUGAUAAAUAUUAUUGAAUAUUAAUAUUCAAAUACUGUGUUUAUGUUUUCUAAACAUCCUUUUUCCUAUUGUAAUUGUCAGAAAUCUGAAAGAUUUACAAAUGAGUGUUCAGCACAGGUGCAGAUGCCUGUGUUUGGCAUCUCAAUUUGACUUAGCAUGAUAUAUUCAUUCUCAGUUUCCUCAAUCUACUCUUGUAGAGCCAGACAGCUCUGUUGUCCAUGGAUGCUCCACUUCAAUUUAAUUCUAGCAAAGAGAAGUAGGUGUGUUGUUUCCAUUGCUGUUUUGUAUGGUGCAGGUUCUGAGUCCUUGCUAGCUACGUCGGGAAUGAGAUUGAAGACAAGGCAUCUACUCAAAGAAGGUGAUAAAAUACAUUUGUAAAUUGGGUGGAUGACACCUGUUUCCUAGGAGAUAAUAUUUCCUGUUCUGAUAGACCAAUUUUCCAUAGCUUCAAUUGGAUUUGGUUAUAUUUGUGAGUGUUUCAUUAUAUUUGUGAACAGGAGCAAGCAAAAUACUGCUCUGUGUGGCAUGUUGGUUUUCUAUAUGGUUUUAUAACCUGGUAAUAAUUUUGGAUUGCAAUCCAAAAAUGAUUUACUUGGAAAUAAGGCCUGACAAAAUUAAUAUUCCAAAUAAAUAUGUUUAGGACUGGAGUUGCAUUAAAAGGCUACUACAAAACCAGAAGUGCUUUCCAGUUAACCUGAUUUACUUAUAUUCGAAUUUUUCUGUAUGGUUAACUGAGUUAUUGAAAUUGUAGAGUGUCUCUCAUAGAAAGAACAAUAGGAACCAAAGUUUAUUUUAUCUAUUUAAGAGUAAAAAUUAAGUUUAGCAAAUCUUUAGGACACUUCAAACGAAAUCAUGCAGGAAGCUAAUGUAAGGAUUGUGUUAUAACAAUAGUUAGAUAUUUCUAACUUUUCAAUUAAAAGAGUAUCCUUUUGCUUACCUCAGCAUUGUGAAUAGUAUAAUGGUAAUAUACAAUUACAUGGAAAAGCAACAAACAUUAAAACAGCAAAAUACCUCUAUUUUAUGAUUAGUGCUUACUCAUAUUAAAUGCUUAUUAAUACUUCCUGGAUUUUUCUACACACUUUUCUACAUGAAAAGUAUGGGCUGGAGAAAGUGGGUAUAACUCUGUAAUAUAGGAAUAAAUUAUUGAAGGCAUUAUUAUUUCAAAUGUUAUGCCUUUUUGCUUCUGCACUGAAAUCAAUAGGAAAUCCUUCCAUAGCCAUCUGAUGAAGAGUAUUAGUGUGAUGAUAACAUUUUCUUAUAUCUGCAUUUGCAAAGGGCUGCUACUCAUAAGGUCACUCUCAUCUCUGGCAGUUCUCCAAUUGUGAUGGCAAUUAAAUGUGUUUGGUAGAGCCAGAGCUAAGAAAGCAAUAUCUCCUUCCUAUGCCAUAUUAAGAAGGAUGGACCUACCAUGUAGUCUGCUAGCAUGAAAUAGGGUAUUCUUCCCUGCUUAGUUGUAAAUAGCACUAGUUUGCUACCCCAUCUGAGAUGGGGUAAAAUUGAUUUCCCAUGUUUCUUGCAGGUCAGUAAUCCAAUUUCUACACAUUCUUGUCUCUCUGCCUCUGGGAUCAUAUUCUCCAUGUGUCUUUGUUUAUGCCUAAAAUCUUACAAUUUUUGCCAGUAAGAGAUAUGUGUCAGUUCUUGCUUUGCCUUGAUGGCCAUUGGUUUCAUGAAGUCAGGAAGUGAAAUGAGCAGCUGGGAGGUUGUUGCAUCUUGACAGUUCAUGCUGUUUGCCUGCUUUCCACCUAAUGACAUUUUUUUUACAGGUAGGUAGAGCUAGGGUAAGGGGAUGUUUAUUUUUCCAGUGUUGAAUGUAAAUAGAUGAAAAUUAAUGCAUAUUUUAAUAUGGUUUUACUAGUGCAAACAUUUGCAAACAUUUUGCUACAGAAAAUUUGAGAAACAAACAGUUCUUUGGCACUCUAAUGUAUUUGGUUUAGUUGUAAAAAAUAGUUUUGUUUCAUUUCUGAUAUCAGUAAGUACAUGAUACUUUAAAUUCUUCCAGCCCCGAUCUUAAGGGUUGUUUUUGUUCGUUCAUUUUUUUGUCGGUACUUAUUUAUCAAUGACUAGCCCUCAUAGUUAAUGGGGCCAAUUGGAGAACAAGCAAGUUGCAGUCUUGAUAACUAAUAGAGUGGGAUGAGGUGGGAAAUAACCUGUCUUUCUCAAACACAUUUUGUGAAAUCUGAUUAAUGUGGUACCAAACCAGAAGUGGUAGUGUGAUCUCUGCAUUAUCUUCAAUAGAUCAUAACUGUUGAUAAUUUUGAAAGAGGGUUUUCAUCCAAGUAUAAAAGGAAUUGUGUAUUUCAAUUUAUUUGCUCUCUUCACCAGGAUAGUUGUUCUAAUAGUACAGAAAUCUCUCUGGAUGACUUACCCUGUUUAGAAAAUGGGUUUUAACAACCUGUAUUACAUUUGCCCACAAGAAAAGAUUGUUUUUACUUCAAACGAGAGUUAUCUUCAUAACUGAAAGGACAAGCACUUCAUGUUGGAAGUGAGUCAGUUUUACUGAAUAAGAUUUAUUGCUAGUUUUCUAUAAAAAGUCAGAUGUGAUAAUCCGGAUAAAAAAUAGGAAAGGCCACUUCAAAUGAUUCACACUUCCUACAUACUCUUUUUUUCUUCAGACUCUUAGUACCGUAGUGAUGACUUUUUGACGCUCAAAUAAGUUUGUCUUAUUAUAAUACAAGCAUAAUCAGGAUAUAAUUUUGGCCUGGCAGUGCUGGUCUGUCAGACAAAGGAAACAGUCUUAUGGUAAAAUUUAUCUAGCCCCACUAAGUGCAAUCUUUCCUUAGCUUAGCCCAGGGGUGUCAAACUUGAUUUCAUUGAGGGCUGCAUCAGAGAUGUGUUUGACCUCGAGGGGUUGGCAUGGGUAUUACAGCCAGGGUGGCCAGCUCGAUACUCAUGUGGCUUCUGAGCUCCAUUUCGACUGCAACGGCCUCCUGCAACCCUCUGCCAGUGAAAACAGAGCUUGGGAGUGCCGCCCAUGGCCCUUGCGAGCUCUAUUUUCAGCUGCGACGGCUCUGUUUUCACUGGCAGUAACACUGAGGGCAGGUUCUUUGCUGUUUCCAGGGCAGCCCCACGGGCCAGAUUUAAGCAUCCCGUGGGCCGGAUCUGGCCCCCGGGCCUUGAGUUUGACACCCUUGUCUUAGCCAGAGGUUCACAAACUGAAGCCCUGGCUUUGCAGGUAAUUUAAGAGCUAAUUAAAAUUAUUACCAAAUUGUAAUAUCCCUUUGGAGGGAGAGUGGGGGAAUAGGAAGAACUAAAAUUAUCACAGUUCUUUUUUCUUGGACCAGAGAGCAGUUCUCUGGCAGGACUGUUUGUUCAGACCUGACUUAAAGAAACCUAUCCCUACAAAUCAAGCAAGACUUAAUAGUUGUCCCACACAAGAACACAGUAUGCCAGUAAAUGCAGGAAUGAUUACUGUGUAAAGGGAAUGAGAUGACUCCAAAGCUAGAAUUUACAAAUUAUAUAUUAUAUACAUUACCAUUCUUUCUCACCCACUCAAGUUUGUGAACAUUUUUCCUAACUCUUGUCAUUCAUUAAUCAUGCAGAUAUUUGGAAUUGGGCCUUUCUUCUAAAUCCAAUGAACUGGAGUGGAACGUGUAAGAAUUUUAGUGGGGUGGAAUUGGUUAGAGGGAAAAUUAUCAGAGCUGUUCUUUCUGCAUGUUGUUACUGUGUGUAGUGUAAAUAUCAAUCAUGAGAAAGCCUGCAGAAUCAUUGUUCUUAAGGCUAGAAUUUUGAAGGUGUUCCUGUGAAAGAGACAGAUUCCACAGUUUGGUAUAAGAGCGAAAGACAAUGUCCAGUCUCCUAAAUCUGGAAGGGGAGGGGACUCAUUCUUGCUUCCUUACGGUAAUAGAUCUAUGCUAGUGUGGAAGAUCUGUUUGGAGAAUCCUUUUUCACUUUCUUCAGAGAAUCAGAUUAAAUUGACAAAGUUCAUGGAGGAUGGCCGGAUAGCUCUACCCUUAUCUCUUGAGAUGAGGGACUAUACUGCACAAAAAGUGGUAUUUUGUAGAGUAAGGCUUUAGCAGUAUAUGAAAAGACUAAUCUUUGUGCCAUUUUCUCAUGUCUUCCUUCCUUGGAAACUUAACUUCAGGCAAGGCACAAUUUGUUUUUUAAAAGUGUGUCCAAAUCAGCCCAAGUCAUUUUUUUUUACUGAGUUUAACUAAGUAUAUGGAAUCUGUAUGCCAAGUGCAGAGCAUUUUGCUUGAGGAAAAGCCUCUCUGCUGCCUAUAAUCUUAUUUUCUCCUCUUCCUCCUCCUCUUCAGCAACAGGCUCAGGUUUCAAGAGCCACUUUACUAGGUAAAUUGGCUUCCUAAUUAUAGCAAUCAUGGUGCCACUUCUGCUUUGAUUCUGUAAUUACACUCUCCCUUAUUUUCAAUCCAAUGGAGAGAAACAAUUGAGUAGUAAAUUUCUAGGAAUUUACACCAAUUACCAUUGGCCAAACUUUAAAAAGAUAACCUUAAACACAAUUUCUUUUAUAGCUGGUGUUGAGAAAUGGAAAAAACCAACCCAGCAUUUUGUUCACUUGGAUUAAGUAUUGCAGUUUACGUAUGCAUUAUCCUGAACCAUCCUGAAUUAUUCAGUUUACAAGAGUAUGAAAAGAAGGUGGCAACAUCAGGCUUUUUUUGGGUGUGUGUGUACAGUUUCCCUGUUUUAUUCACAAUAUUUUAUGGAUGGUACAAAUGAUUUUUUCUUGUGUUAGUAAUCCCUAUUUUUCAGGGGGCUUCUUCCCCAUCUUUUCCUCUACUUUCUAUUAAGAGCUGGCCAGACUAGAAAUGAAGACAGUGUGAGUUCUAUUCCUUUAUGCAUGAAAUUGACUGGGUGACUUUGGGACCAUUAUGUACACAGUUUUGUGUCCUAAAAAAUAAAAGAAAUACAAAUCGAACAAGGAUGAACAAUCCAGAAUAUCUUUAUUGUGACUGUUGGGGGUUGGCCAUGCAGAAUCACUCUAAAUGAUGUCCAUAUACAGUGCUAAGCCAGAGCUUCUUCUGAACAAGCUGUGAGGCUUGGUGUUCAUAUAAUAUAACUCUAACAGAUUAUAUGCACAUUCAUUUAUUGUGUUUAGGUAGAGGUGCAUGACCUAAAGCCUCAGGGUCCCAAUCAAUUCCUUUUAAAUAGCUACUAAAUUGUAAAUGUUUGUGACAUAAUUAGAAAAUUGUUAAAUAUACAUAAACAUGCUAAUUGUAAUUUCAAUUAAAUGUAAAUGAAAUCAAAAUUUGUCCUGGCUGCGCAUACUGCUUUGUCUUGCCUCCUUCAGUUUUUGGUGCAUAACUCUAUCCUAACACUCAAAAUCUAAGUCAAUGUAGUAGUUUUUUUUAUUUGUUAUGCACCCAAAACUAUGUAACAGCUCAAAAGAAGUUGUGAAUCCUGCUCUCAGCUGAACACAAACUCUGCUGAUUUAGCAGUGUGUAGGGGUACCUGUUGUGUUUUGCUUUUCUGAAAUUGUCAAUGAUAGAGCUAAAGUUACAUUAGACAGGGAGCCUAUGGGAACUAAAAGAAAACAGUCUUGUACACAGACAGAACAUUGCUACAAUAACUUUAUUCUGUUUACUUUGGCCCUACUUUUUUGUACCUUUGAACAGGAAAUGAGAUUCUUCUCUUUCAAUGUAGCAGUUGAAACAGUAGGCUGAAAAAUAUGGAUAUUUUAUGACUAAUUAAAAGCAUUGUUUCUACUGUG